Molecule: messenger RNA, 2182 nt
Organism: Mya arenaria
Lineage: Eukaryota; Metazoa; Mollusca; Bivalvia; Myida; Myidae
Product: D(2) dopamine receptor A-like
Exons: 2
Coding region: 141-1616 (491 amino acids)
Biological process (GO): neuropeptide signaling pathway
Cellular component (GO): membrane
Molecular function (GO): neuropeptide receptor activity
Source: RefSeq, a predicted model, not a curated record
AAAUUAUUUACGCAAAAACACAAUUAAAAAUAUGACCGUCAAGGAAGAUUUUGACGACAAUACCAUCAAUCAGUUAAACCGUUUCUUAAAGUUUAAACUGGAUGACACAAUAGAGUUCUGCUAAUGGUUGGGGAUAUAAAAUGGAGAGCAAUGCCACUAUGCGUUUGGAGGUUAGCAGACAGGAAAUCAUGAGCCAUUUGCUACCGGUAACCAUCCUGAUGGCUAUUCUCGGAAUUGUUGGGUUGCUAGGCAACAUGGUUGCAGUGGCGUUCUACAGAAGCAGAAGCAAUAGAUCUUCGACUGUUCUGUUAAUCAUGUAUUUGGCCUGUUUUGACAUAACUGUGUGCAUAAUGAUUAUUCCAAACAUCUUAGAAAUGGUUUACAACGUGAUGCAUACGCAGAGCUUUUUAUGCAAGCUCACUCAUUUUCUCGGACUAUCAACUGUCGGCUCUUCUUGUUUCACACUGAUGUUGAUAGCCAUAGAUCGCCAUCAGAAAAUCUGCAAACCUUUCAAACGUAUGCUAAAUCAGAAAAAUGCCAAGUUCGCAACAAUUGGAUUCAUAGUGUUUUCAGUUCUCGUUUCAAUUCGGAACUUUUUCAUCUUCGACACAAUUGAAGUGCACCUAACGGCUGACGGUGGUACUAAUGACACGAUAAACGGUCACUAUUGUACCUCAGAUGAUGAUCCAAAAUACAGCGUUGUUGUAACAGUGUUUAACGCCAUUGAUUUCCUCCUGCUGAUGUCAAUAUGGAUCACGAUUUUGUACUGUUACUCGCAUGUUGUUUACAGAGUGGUGAAGCUACGAAAGAAACGUGAAAGAAUGAAACGGAGUACAACACACGGCGGCGUUGAACCAACUCACGUUGAUAAACCAACAAACGUCGAUAAUAACUCUGAGGAAAUCGGUGUGAAACAUGUUUCCAUCAUAGAUACGUCUAAUUUUGACAAUCAAUGUCAUACAAACGUGAUUAUUUUAGAACAAAUAAAUGACGAAUCCUAUGAAAGCAAGACAGAUACGAUCACUAACGAACCGUUUAAAAGUUCUAGUGAAGUUGGAAAGAUGGCAAGGACAAUUUUGAGAGAUAAAAUAACAUCUGACGAAAAUGUUCGCAGAAGUCUCCACGUACAUUUUGAAUCCUCAAUCAGCGAAUUAAACGAUACAUCUAGCGGAACUCACGACGACCUCGGUGAACAUUCAGAAGUUGAAAGCGAUGAUACUUCUGGACAAAGCGAUUUCUCCGAAACGUCGAUAACUCAAACGUUCCCAAGUCGUAAACGUGUACGUCGAAAUAAGCACCAUAUAAGCGGGAGGGAGCGUCGUUUGACGUAUAUGAUGUUGGCGGUUUCUGCAGUUUUUAUUGUGUGCUUUCUACCAUUCUUUGCAGUGAGAAUUGUAGCACGUAUCGUAUUGGAAACGGGUGAAGAAUACGAGUUAGGCUUGAUGAAGCAGAUAGCUCUGCGCCUUCCAUAUCUGAAUAGCGUUUUCAAUCCGAUUGUUUACUGUGUGUUUAAUCAGGAGUUUCGCGAGUACGUAUGGUCUUUGUUCCGCAGGAUUGCCGACUUCAUAAUUAUGUUCAAAAGAAAGAUGUUUUCACGGAAAAACACUUGUUUUUAAAACUGCUUUAACGUGAAAUCUACUUAUGUAUGGCCGUGCACUAUUUCGCUCUAGUUAACCCUUUUUCUUCCGUGAACAGUAUGGUCUGUUUAUAGAAGAACGCAGCUAAGUUUACCAAUCAAGCUUAGAGCUUCCUGGCUUUGGGUUAAGACGCAAUGACCUACUUUGAUGAACAUGUACAGACCAUUUGAAUGUUAAAUAUGUCAGUUACCGGUUCUUGUGUAUUUGCUCGAUGUACAGUUAAAUAUGGUAUUGAUGUAAAAUGUAAAUACGGUUUUCUGUGUCGGUUCGUUUUUUCCCAUGGUCAUAUUGAAUUAGGGGUCGUAUUGGGGGGGGGGGGGGGGGUGCAUCCUUCACCGUUCUGCUAAUAAGCCCUAUUGUAAAUUAUGGACCGUGUUGGUAUGUUUAAUGUUUAUUUAAAGAUUGAUGUAUUAUGUGAAUGUGAUAACAUGUAUCGGUUGCGUUCGUUUUUCUCCCUGGUCAUAUUAUGGCAAUAAAUCUUUUCACCGAACUCAUCUUACGUACGACUUGAAUUGUUUCUUUUUGGUCGUAUUUAUAUUUUUAUA